Molecule: messenger RNA, 2375 nt
Organism: Acomys russatus (golden spiny mouse)
Lineage: Eukaryota; Metazoa; Chordata; Mammalia; Rodentia; Muridae
Gene: St3gal3
Product: ST3 beta-galactoside alpha-2,3-sialyltransferase 3
Exons: 13
Coding region: 250-1542 (430 amino acids)
Molecular function (GO): sialyltransferase activity
Source: RefSeq, a predicted model, not a curated record
CUGGCCUGCGGAGGGCCGUGCAAGCCCGGGCCGAGCGCGCGGUGGUCACCUGCGCGCAGCGCCUCGGAGCGCGCGAGUCUGGGCGCAGAGGAGGGGCACGGUCACUCGGGACCCGCUGUGGGACGAGCGCAGGAAAGUCCGGGGAAAGCCUAGCGGAGUCAGCAAGAGUAGCGGUUGUCAUCUCUGCCUUCCCUGGGGCCAGAUCCUGGGAGCGACCGGGUCAUGUAGGACAUUGUAAAUCAUGUGAAGAUGGGACUCUUGGUAUUUGUGCGCAAUCUGCUGCUAGCCCUCUGCCUCUUCCUGGUCCUGGGAUUUUUGUAUUAUUCUGCCUGGAAGCUUCACUUACUCCAAUGGGAAGACUCCAAUUCAUUGCUUCUUUCCUUUGACUCCGCUGGACAAACACUAGGCACAGAGUAUGAUCGGCUGGGCUUCCUCCUGAAGCUGGACUCUAAACUGCCUGCCGAGCUAGCCACCAAGUACGCCAACUUUUCCGAGGGAGCUUGCAAACCCGGCUACGCUUCAGCCCUGAUGACUGCCAUCUUCCCCAGGUUCUCCAAGCCAGCACCCAUGUUCCUGGAUAACUCCUUUCGCAAGUGGGCUAGGAUCCGGGAGUUUGUGCCACCUUUUGGGAUCAAAGGUCAAGACAAUCUGAUCAAAGCCAUCUUGUCAGUCACCAAAGAGUAUCGCCUGACCCCUGCCUUGGACAGCCUGCAGUGCCGCCGCUGCAUCAUUGUGGGCAACGGAGGGGUCCUCGCAAACAAGUCUCUGGGGUCACGGAUUGAUGACUACGACAUUGUGGUCAGACUGAACUCAGCACCUGUGAAGGGCUUUGAGAGGGACGUGGGCAGCAAGACCACCCUGCGCAUCACCUACCCUGAGGGCGCCAUGCAGCGGCCUGAGCAGUAUGAGCGAGACUCUCUCUUUGUCCUCGCCGGCUUCAAGUGGCAGGACUUCAAGUGGCUGAAGUACAUCGUCUACAAGGAGAGAGUGAUCUUUUUUCCAGUUGGUUCUGGUUAUUCUGAGAAGAGCAAAGCAGGUUGCAUCAGCAGGAGCCUGGCAGCUCCGCACACAGGAGCCUGCCCAGACUUGACUAAGGCAGGGACAUUCCUGGAGGAGGGAGUGACAAGGAAUGCAACCCACAGCUAUCCUCAAGGAGAGAGUGCAUCCGAUGGCUUCUGGAAGUCUGUGGCCACUCGAGUGCCCAAGGAGCCACCUGAGAUUCGCAUCCUCAACCCGUACUUCAUCCAAGAGGCUGCCUUCACUCUCAUUGGACUGCCCUUCAACAACGGCCUCAUGGGCAGGGGGAACAUCCCAACCCUUGGCAGUGUGGCAGUGACCAUGGCACUACAUGGCUGUGAUGAAGUGGCAGUGGCAGGCUUUGGCUACGACAUGAACACACCCAACGCACCCCUGCACUACUAUGAAACUGUGCGCAUGGCAGCCAUCAAAGAGUCCUGGACGCACAACAUCCAGCGAGAAAAAGAGUUUCUGCGGAAACUAGUGAAAGCGCGCGUCAUCACUGACUUGAGCAGUGGCAUCUGAGUGGGCCCUCCCCUGGGCCAGAGAGGCUCACACCAGGGAACAAGCAGCUGCCACCUGCAUAAGAAUCUUCCGACCCAGAAAAGGACAGUGCCAAGGGGGCCCGAGGCCCAGUGAGGCCUUGGCAAGGCACCCAGAGCUGUGUCUGCUUAUAGGCCAGCUUCAGAGACCAGCACUCUGCCUUGCAGCCUGGGUCCAUGAAGCCAGAGGGCCAGGAGGCCACUGGCUGUGGCCAGCAGGCCCAGCAUGCAGGAGGUGGGACAUUUGGUAGCAAGAGUGCUGCCAGAAUCCGUUUCUCUAAUCAGUGUUUGGUGUAUUAUCAUUUCGUGAAAUUGGGUGUGGGGAGGGGUGGGAUAAUUUAUUUUUUAAAUAAGAUGUCACAUUUGGUCCACUUGUUGUGCAGAAAGAGGUCCACUAGAGGGCCCAUGAGACAGUGGUACCAGUGAGCUCCCUGAAGGAUGGACGUGGCAAGACCAUGCUUCAGGGUCACAGGGGGGUGGGUGGCAUCUCACGCCAGCCACCUCCAGCUCAUGACACUCUUUGGCCUUCCCUGGGGAGAAGAUGGAGUAUUUCCUCUCACCAGCCCCCCAGUGUCCCAUAGGGGAACCCCAGAGCCAUCCCUUUAAAGCCAACAGGACAGCUCUUUGGACAAGAGCAGAGAGAACUCAGGAGGCAAGGCCUAGCCCAGCCCGGGGGGAGUGGCUCCUCUCCAUGGCUGUUCCUGAUCCAUGGGACAUGCUCCUGCCUGGACUGAGCAACUGUCAGAUGGUCCGGGCUGCUUGAUGAGACUGCCAGCUCCAUGGGUCCUGCCCAGGGCCACAGGGGAGUGAGGUUUG